AUGGCUGCCCCUUCGCGUGCAGUGCCUUCCUCAGCCGAUGACUUGGUCAUUGAGGACGUGGCCACCCUGCUAACUGAGUUCACCAACCAGACAGAGUCGGAGGUGAUGACUGCAAGUGUGAUUGAAAUUUUGCGUGCUGCGAGCACGGUUGGCCUCCUGAAGGGAAAGCCCAUUUUGCAACAGUUGGUUGUCGACCUUGGUGAUGUGAACAGGCGACACCGUUUCGAGAAUUCCUCCCGUCAGGUGCCCUCUGGGGAUUCGCCUCCUGGUGUUGUGGACGCGGUUGCCUCAGGCACCGAUCGUCCCACCCAAGAGGUCCCAUUGGAGGUGCUGGAUGUGGAGAUGGUCCAGUCGGCUCCGCCUUCGUCUGCGGUCUCAGUGGCCGCUUCUGGGGCGGAUGAUUCUGAUGCUAUGGCUGUGGAUUCCCGGUCGGAGCAGCUGGACGAAGCAAGGGACCCCGCCACCGUGCUCCCGCAGUUUGAGGACAAGGUGGUCUUACUCCAGUUGGAGUUCCCUUGGUUGUCGGUGAUCGACCUCUUCAGCCGAUCGCACCCUUGGUGGGAGGCGGUCUGCAGAUUCUGCUCUGUGGUGCCGGAGGAGUACGGCACGAUCAAGGGCCAGAAGAUUAGCACGACAGUGCUGGCCAGGUGGAAUUGCCUCAGGCGGGAGGACAGGAUGAAGCUGCUGGCCUAUGUGGAUGCCACCGCGAAAGAUUUCCACAGUGAUCCUAGCCUCUUCGUCAGUGGCCUGUUGCACAUGAAAGACAAGUUGCCCUUCAAGAACGUGGGCGCUGUGGUGAUGUCGCUGCCGGACCUUACAACAGAGAAGCUCAUGGGCACAGACCGUGCUGUGGUUCAGUGCGUUGACGCCAAGAAGUCCCUGUGCCGCCUCGUACAGCCCAGCGUGCUUCCGGACAGAUUGUUGCGCAACGACGUGGCCACGAUCCAGCGGUCCCUCCCCAAGCUGGUUGUGGAGAAGAUGGUGGAGGGCCUGGAUGUGGACAGCCUCUCUCUGCUGGAGGAUGCCAUCCUGAACCAUGGGGGGCACCUGAGGAACCGCGCGGCAACGCUGCGCCAGGAGGACAUCCUCAAGCGCCAAAACGCCAGGGCUUUGGUACUGCCACGGUGCCUCGGAUGGCUCGGGCUCGGCGAGCUCGUUGGAAUCCUCCUCGAGCUCUUCGGAACUGCCAGAUGGCUGGGGCUCCUUCGGCGGGCUCUUCUUCGGGCAGUUCGCCUUCGACGUUGA
Molecule: messenger RNA, 1245 nt
Organism: Symbiodinium sp. CCMP2592
Lineage: Eukaryota; Dinophyceae; Suessiales; Symbiodiniaceae
Source: the annotation of a GenBank genome assembly